AUACAUAUAUCUAAGGCUUUUCCUUACCUUAGCCAAUAAGAGAGGGAAGGAAAAGAGAGAGCUAGAGGAAGGCGAGUUAGAGGAAGCGGCUUUGAUCGGUAAGUAAGCUGAACACUGAACAUGACGUCGGAGGUGAAGGACGCAACGUCGACAUCGGCAGUGGCGGAGCAGGCGCCUGUGACGGCGGUGCGACCCGUCCAACGAGAUCUCGAGCAGCACAUUCCUAAGCCUUACUUGGCACGAGCUCUAGCUGCACCGGACAUGUAUCAUCCCGAGGGAACAAAGGAUAAGAAGCACCACCAGAUGAGCGUUCUUCAGCAACAUGUAGCGUUUUUCGACCGCGAUAAUAAUGGCAUUAUCUACCCACGGGAAACUUAUGCAGGUUUUCGGACGCUCGGUUUCAAUGUGAUAGCAUCAUUGGUGUUGUCCAUACUUAUAAAUGUAGCUCUUAGCUACCCAACACUACCAGGAUGGAUACCUUCUCCGUUAUUCCCAAUUUAUGUCCACAAUAUUCACAAAGCUAAGCACGGCAGUGAUUCGGGAACUUACGACACUGAGGGCAGGUACAUGCCGGUUAAUUUUGAGAACAUCUUCAGCAAGUACGCACGUACGGACCCAGAUAAGAUGACAUUUCGGGAGAUGUGGCAAAUGACAGAAGGAAAUCGAGAGGCGUAUGAUAUUUUUGGGAGGCUUGCAAGCAAGCUGGAGUGGACAGUUUUGUACGUCCUCGCACGAGAUGGGGAAGGCUUCCUGCCCAGAGAGGCCGUUCGCUGCUGUUUCGAUGGGAGCCUGUUCGAAUACUGUGCUCAGCAGAGAGAAUUGAAUGAUAAGCUGAACUAGUGCAGUUGGUCUAUAGGUUUUUAAGUAUGUUUGUGAGAAUAUGCAUGUAAUGGCACAUUUUCUAAUAGGCAUAAUAAUUGGGUAUAUCUAUCCCAGUUUAGUAAUACUACUAUAGUGGUGUGUUAUGUUAUUAAAAA
Molecule: messenger RNA, 977 nt
Organism: Ananas comosus (pineapple)
Lineage: Eukaryota; Viridiplantae; Streptophyta; Magnoliopsida; Poales; Bromeliaceae
Product: peroxygenase-like
Exons: 6
Coding region: 121-840 (239 amino acids)
Molecular function (GO): calcium ion binding; monooxygenase activity
Source: RefSeq, a predicted model, not a curated record